Phascolarctos cinereus (koala) is the source of this 6457-nucleotide messenger RNA. It is a transcript of the gene POLI, whose product is annotated as DNA polymerase iota. Gene Ontology annotation, biological process: translesion synthesis. Lineage: Eukaryota; Metazoa; Chordata; Mammalia; Diprotodontia; Phascolarctidae. The record is from RefSeq and is a predicted model, not a curated record. Gene Ontology annotation, molecular function: DNA-directed DNA polymerase activity; damaged DNA binding.
GCAGGGCCUGUGAGCCCGCGGUUUCCCGGGGCGACGGGGGCGGAGGCGGCAGGAAGGCCGAGCUGCGGUUGGCCGCCGCGGAAUGGACACGCUAGGGGUGGAGCCGGAGGAAGAGGAGGACGAGGACGAGGAAGAAGAGGACGAGGAGGAGGACGCUAUGGACCCUCAGCUCUUAGGGGCGGCCGGAGGCUCCCUGAGAGUCACGGGGCCCCUGGAGGCCGUCCGCCUCGCACCGUCAGUUCAUGGCCAAGUUGUGCCGGCAGGAAGCUCUUCCUACAGAGUCAUAGUACACGUGGAUCUGGAUUGCUUUUAUGCACAAGUAGAAAUGAUCUCUCAUCCAGAAUUAAAAGGCAAACCUUUAGGUGUUCAGCAAAAAUAUUUGGUUGUCACCUGUAACUAUGAAGCCAGGAAGCUUGGAGUUAAAAAACUGAUGUCUGUGAGAGAUGCAAAAGAAAAGUGUCCACAGCUGGUGCUAGUUAAUGGAGAAGACCUGACACGCUAUAGAGAAAUGUCAUACAAGGUUACAGAGUUAUUGGAAGAAUUCAGUCCAGUUGUUGAAAGACUGGGAUUUGAUGAAAAUUUUGUGGAUGUAACUCAGAUGGUUGAGAAGAGACUGCAUCAGCUACAAAGUGAUGACUAUUCUGUGUUGACUGUCUCUGGUCAUGUUUACAAUAAUCAGUCUGUAAACUUGAAUGACGUUUUGCACUUGAGAUUACUCAUUGGAUCUCAGAUUGCGGCAGAGAUGAGAGAAGCUAUAUUUAAUCAGCUGGGUCUCACAGGCUGUGCUGGAGUAGCUUCGAAUAAACUGUUGUCCAAAUUAGUCUCUGGCACCUUUAAACCAAAUCAACAAACAGUGUUAAUGCCUGAAAGUUCUCAAGAUCUCAUUGGUAGUUUGGACCACAUAAAGCAAAUGCCUGGUAUUGGCUAUAAAACUACCCAACGUCUUGAAUCGUUGGGUAUCAAUAGUGUCCAUGAUCUCCAAACCUUUUCACCUGAAAUACUAGAGAAAGAAUUAGGAAUUUCAGUUGCUCAGCGUAUACAGAAGCUCAGCUUUGGAGAAGAUAACUCCCCUGUGACUCCCUCAGGACCACCUCAGUCCUUUAGUGAAGAAGAUUCCUUUAAAAAGUGCUCAUCAGAAGUGGAAGCUAAAAAAAAAAUUGAAGAACUCCUUGCUAGUCUUUUGAACAGAGUAUGCAAAGAUGGAAGGAAGCCACAUACAAUAAGGCUAAUCAUCCGUCGGUUUUCAUCUGACCGACAUGUUAACCGUGAGAGUCGUCAGUGUCCUAUCCCAUCUCAUGUAAUUCAGAAGUUAGGGACAGGAAAUUAUGAUGUUAUGACCCCAAUGGUUGAUAUAAUUAUGAAACUAUUUCGAAAUAUGGUAAACGUGAAGAUGCCAUUUCAUCUUACCCUUCUAAGUGUGUGCUUCUCCAAUCUCAAAUCACUACCUACAUCUAAGAAAGGAUCUAUCGAAUUUUAUUUAACACCUUCAUCAUCAACAACUUCACACUCUGGCAAACGCACUUAUAAAUUGAAAGAUACUCAUAUGGAAGAAUUUUCACAAGACAAGGAAACAAACUGGGAUGUUCUACCAAGUGGAAGAAUUGAAAGCAUAAAAACUGGAGAGUCUCCAUUAGAUACUGCAAAUUUUACUAAAGAAAAAGAAAUUCAUGAUUUUUCAUUUCACUCACUUCCUGAGGGUAUUGACCAUGAAGUCUUUAAGCAGCUUCCAGUAGAUAUUCAAGAAGAAAUCCUUUCUGGCAAAACUAGAGAAAAAAUUCAAGGAAAGGGAAGUUUGAGUUGUCCAUUACAUUCCUCCAAAGGAGUGUUAUCUUUCUUUUCUUCGAAACAAAUGCAUGACAUCGUUUCAAAUCCCAGAGAUCAUUUAUCCAAUAGUAAACAGUUAGCCUCUAUAUCUACCAGUGAACCAGGUACAUCAGGCUUAAGUAGCACUGGUUCCACUUACCUGUUUAGCCGAAAGGAUUCUCCUCACUAUUUAGACAGUGAGCUGAGAGAUGAAAGAAUGAGUCAAGGACCUAAAGAAUCCCAAGGAUUCCAUUUUUCAAAUACAAACCCUGCUGUGUCUAUAUUCCAUUCUUUCCCAAACUUACAAAGUCAGCAACUCUUUUCCAGAAGUCACACUGCAGAUAGCCAUAAGCAGCUUACAGGCUCAGUUUCUCAGCAUCUCAGUCUUACAGAAAACAGAGAGCAAGAAUCUACAGAGGAGGAAAUUACUUUUCCUUCUGGUAUUGACCCUGCAGUUUUUUUUGAAUUACCAGAAGAUGUUCAAAAAGAACUUUUGGCUGAGUGGAAAAGAACAGGAUCCUCCUUCCAAACUGUACAUGAAUAAGCAUGAUGGAAAAAAAUCUAAAAAUAUGCCAAGCAAAUAGCAAAAACAUUAUGUUCCCCUCAGUCUAACAGCUUAUUAAGGUGUUUGAUAUUAAACUGUUUAUUAGGUAUUCAAUAAUGUAGAAAUCUGACUAAUAUGAAACAUUUCAGCUAAAGCAUAAACAGCAGAAGGGAGGUAAACUCUUACAUAAAGCAUAAAAGUGUUCGUAUCAGAAGUAAUAAUGUAAAAUAUUACCUUCCUCUCAUUUUUAAGCUAUUUUAUAUUGAAGAUUUCCAAUAAAAAAAAUCAUGGUCAGCAUUGGUACAUAUUCCAUAAAUUUGGGAAAUGUAUGCAUGCAUAUAUAAAUUUAAAAUUUCCACAUAAUGCUGAACUAUAGGAAGUUAAAGAAUAACAAUAAAUGUUUCCUUUUUGAAAUUUGAAAUAGCCCAAGAACCUCAGCUGAGAGGUAUGAAAAUAUGAAAAACUUUAGUUUCAGCCAACUUAUAAAAACAUUGACUUUGCCUCAGGUAGAUAACAUUCCAUAAUAUAAGCUAACAACAAAAUAUUCAGGUUUAAUGGAUGGUUCCAGUCACUAUGUGUUCUAAUAGUUCAACUAGCUUUUAUUGGCUGGGGUGGGAGGGACAGGUGGGUGCAGGAAGGUGAAGACUCCAUAGGAAAAAAUUAAGGGUAUACUGGCAUUAGGACUUCAGUGUACAAGGUGGGGUUGUCAUAAGAGCUCUUAUUUUGACCCAGAUGGUAAGUAAGGGAGAUUUUAGCUUGCCAUUUUUAUACAGGCCUGUGGGGAAUAGAUGUGAUAUUUCUACAGCUUUUGUUGCAUAUUUGAAGCUGGAACUCCUUGCCAUCAAAUAUGAGAAAAUUAUUAUUUUCGUCUUAGUUAUUAUUAUCUCCAACCUCCCCUUCCAGGUCAAAAAUUGGGAGAGUAAUGUCACCCCAUGCUUGUAACAUAACUGUGUCUUUGUAACAUGUCAGAGUAUCCUGGAACACUGGUUAGGGAACUGAUGUUUAAGGAUAUGGUGGAGAUACAGAAGCAUUGACAAGCAUGGCCUGUCUUAAGGAAUUUAUAGUCUAUGUGGAAAUAAUCUAUAGAAAAAACUUGAGAUUGUUUACAAGGCAAUAUGCAUACAAGUGAGUACAAGAAAGAUUCUAAUGUCUUUCUUCCAUUUAAGAGCUCAUAACUUUGUGUGUGGACUCCUUAGAUUUUAAGGAGUCAGUGGUUACUGAAGGCCUUUUCCCUUUAUGACCCAAAGGAAAAUUAUAGCACAAAUAUUUUGAAGGCAGCUAAAAUGAAAUUUAUAGCAGGAAUGAUAAAGGUGUCUCAACAUCUUGUAACUAUUGGAAGCUCUGCUACAGAUGCCCUUUAUUUAAAACAUUUUUUAAAAAUUCUCUAAAUGCUAAAAGUUCUCUACAGUUAAACUCAUCAGAGAGGCUCAUAGAAGACAUAACUUCUCUCAGAUAAUUUCCUUUUUGAUAUUCAAGUAAUCAGUCACUUUGGAUGAUUUCAGGGUUUAACAACAUUGUUAAGCUAUCUAAAGUAUAUUGACCUAAACUUUUAGUUGUGGCACAAGUGAUAAACGUAGCACGUGAGAUAUACUUGACUAAUCGUUAUCAACUAUCAAUCAAUCAUAUGUCGUGGUGAGUAGAAUUAGCUUACAGAUGCUUUGGACUAGGUAUAAAAGAGUAAGAGACAUAAGUAUGCCAUGACCAAGUUUAAGAAACAAAUCUUUUUUUAGGGAAGCAUAUGACUUUCCAGUAUGGUUUUGAAAAACCUUAAAAGGAAGAGGAAAUAUGAUUUUUUGCAUUUAUACCUUUUUAGACCCUUUUUCCUCAAAAUUGUUAUGAUUUUUCAUGCUGAGAUGUUUCUUGUUCCUGACCAGUUAUGUUACUCAAUUGCCCUUUUUCAAGGCUACUUUUCAAAAUGAACUUGUUUCAGUGCAGUGCAAUAAUUUUUAAGUUCUUUUGUAUAAAUGGCACUGAAGAUACAAAGAUUAAAAAAUGACGAUGUUGCCCUCAGAGAGCUUGUGUUCUCUGUGGCUAAUACCCUUUUUUCAAAAUAUUCUCAAAAAGACCACAACUGGUUAAGGUGGUAAUGUGAUAGAACAUUGAAUUUUGUGUCCAGAUAUAUGAACUUGAAUACCGUGUCAACUGCAUACAUACCACUGAGUAAUUUCAUACCAAUCACAGCCUUUCUAGGCUAUAAUUUUCUCACCUAUGAAAUGGGAAAUUUGGAUUAGAUGAUUUUUAAGGUUCACUGCAGAGCUAAAUCCCAUGAAUGUUUUGACUCCAGGAAAGACAAUAAUAUCUCUCUUUUUAAAAAAAAACUUUAUAAAGUCCUUUUUUUCACAACCUGUAGUAUAGUUAUUACAAACUAUCUUUAUUUUGCAAAUUGUAAAACUGAGGCAUAGAGAAGUAAAGUCACUCACCUAGAGUCCCACAGCUAGUGAGUGCUGGAGCUAAGAUUCAAACAGAAGUAUUCUGUUUAUUAAGAUCAGUAUUUUUUCCACUGUACCACAUUGCAUCAAUGAGCUCAAUGGUUUUGUAAUUCAGUAAUGUCAUAGAUGCUAAGGUAGGAACAGUGGCAAAAUCAGGAGAUAUAAGUAUGGUAAUAUGUUGUGCUAAGAUACUUAUAAAGCGAACUCAGUAAUGCAAACUCUUUUAACUUGUUUUUUACAGAACAUGGAGGUAGAAGCAUUGAUUUAGAUGGUACUCUUGUAUAUGUACACAGGCAUUGAAUUUCAUUUUUAGAAUCAUGGCAAUAGCCAUGUUUGGGAAAUACGUGAUUGGGUACACUUUCCUUUUGAAAGGCUUUUCUUAAUUUUAGUGGAAGGCAAGGAGGAGCCAAGAUACAUCAGUUACAUAAAACAAAAAGUAAAAUCCUAAGGUGAACAGUAGUCCACAUCAUGUUUAUCUGUCUAGUUUGGGUCCUAUGGCAUUUGCAAUAAACUUAACAUCUAUUUCCAAUUGCUGAGGAAGUUUAAAAUUGAACAGAAUUAGCUCGCCAGAUCCUUAGAUGAGAAUGAAUGUGUUUCAUGGCCUUCAUCUUGAAAUAAUUUUACCAUUUUCAUUGUGAUGUGGGAAAGGUAAUAGAAAUCAAAUUCCAUUUUUCUGUUCUAAAAUGAAUCUGGAAGUUUUUUUCUAUUACAAAUUUAUAGGUAAUAUUACUGAAUAUUAAGAUAAACUGAGCAAGCUAAAAAAAUUCUUCACAAAAACAUAACAGUCUACCAUCAUCAUUCUUUUUAUCACCCUCUGUCCGUCCUGGAGUAACAUAUAUAAUAGGGAUAUAUUAAAUUAGCUUUCUUUUCUGUUUGCCUAUUCAGUCAUCAUUCAUAUAGAAUAUAUAUCAUAAGGAAAAUUUAUCAUGUGGGUGGAUGCUCUUUGCCCAUUGAAAAAUGCACUGAAAAACAGGGGAACCUUUUAUCAGGUUUUCUGUUUUAACAAAUAUGUACCAAAAAUAGGAACCCAUUUUUUUUGGUAAAUCUCAAAAUGUUAUUUUACUUAAUACUUAUCUAUUUACUUAUUAUCUAUAAGUAAAUUAUUACCUAGUUUUUUAUUACUAACAAUAGCCAUAACAUUAUCUCCUGAUUUUUUUCAUUCCUACCUUAAGCUCCCUUGGCAAUGUCUAUUAAUAAUGAGAGAUUAGAAGAAUAUCUUUUGACCUAUAAAUUAAGCUGAGUUUAGUAGCCACAUCCCAUUAAUUUAGCAAGACCAUGAUGCCUUUGCUACAUAUUAAAUUGUCUGAAUUAACAGAAAUGUAUAUAUUAAAUUUUUACUGAUAGAAUAUAUCAUGUAAUUCUGAUGAUCGAUAAUCUCUGUUAUUUAUUCUCUUGAUUCUCUGAAUAGCACUUGUUGGAACUUUGACAAAAGUUCAGAAAUAUAUAAUGGGCUAAAAACAUCUAUAGAAAACUACAAAGUUAUUUUGUAUUCCAAUUGACAUGAUUACUGAAAUUCUUUUUAAGACUAAACAUUUAAUCACUUUGUAAAAUGUGUUUAUCAAACUGAAAGCCUUCAUUUUUUAUCAAAGAAGAGUAAAGAGGUUUAAGUUCUUAUGAUUAGAAUCCUACAAACAACUUUCCAUUUGGAGUUGACCCAAUCAAAAUAAACAAUACUACUUUA